AUGUUUACAGAUAAAAGUCCUCUUAUUAGUGGUGCUACUUCAUUUUUUAUAAAUCAAGAACCAGAUCCACAAUCAGUUGGGUGGUUUGAUAAGUUAUUUGAAGAUGAAGAUAAAGGAACCUUUUCAUGUUUGAAGUUAACGUGGAGUCAAAGAAUGUUAUUUUGUUUAGGAUUUUGUGGAUUUGGAAUGUUAUGUAUUUUUAUGUCACUUUCAUUCUUUUUCUUACCUACUCGUUUUGCUAUGACAUUCACUUUUGGAAAUAUAUUAAUUUUUAUUGGAACUUCAUUUUUAAGAAGUAUUAAAUCCCAGUAUCAAUCUUUGUUAAAUGAUCCUUCAAAACUAAUUGCUUUUAUUAUUUAUUUUGCUUCAAUUGGUAUCACUUUAUUUAGUGGUCUUUAUAUUGGUUCUACACUAUUAACAAUUGUCAGUGUAAUCAUUGAAAUAUGUUCUUGUAUAUGGUACAUUGCUUCUUAUAUCCCUUAUGCUCAAACAUGUUUAUCAGCAACAUGUAAAGGAUGUUGUAGACGUAAUUGA
This is a messenger RNA of Entamoeba dispar SAW760, 534 nucleotides long. Its product is annotated as vesicle transport protein SFT2B, putative. Gene Ontology annotation, biological process: vesicle-mediated transport. The coding region runs from base 1 to 534 and encodes 177 amino acids. The transcript is spliced from 3 exons. Gene Ontology annotation, cellular component: membrane. The record is from RefSeq and is a predicted model, not a curated record. Lineage: Eukaryota; Evosea; Mastigamoebida; Endamoebidae.